UCAUCGCCAACCACAAUGUCUACCUCAUUCUCGUCGGCUCACAGGCUCUAUGUCAAGUCACUCUACCGUCGUAUGCUGAAAAAUGAAUUAGACUGGGUUGUUCGCAGAGAUAUCUGGCGUGGUCGUGCAAUGAUGAUUAGAGCCGAGUUUGAGAGAAACCGUGACGUGACUGAGCCUAGAGCCCUUGCCCAGAUUCUUGAGAAAGCAGAGACGCGUCUCGCAAGCAAGUUGCAUCCCGACCCUUACAUCCCUCCUUCCAUGCCAGGAGGAACAAAGUGGGAACGCAAUAUACCUCCUACCAUUGCUCCUUUAUAUGAUCACACAGCUGCCGUACAUCAUUAAAUAUUGUAUACCUGCUUCAGCAUUCAAUGCACUCCGUUGUGUUGAACACCGGUCAUCUUGCUGUGUUUGCUGUACUGUCGUCAUCUAAUCCCUUUCUGGAACAUCGGCAUUUUCAGUAGCACGAGGUCUAACGUACUAUCAGUAUGACAUGCACUAGUGAUGCUGGCGUUGAACUCGUCACCCUUACCGAACGACUUGACGUUACGUCCACUGCUUACAGUCUCGAAUACACUGAUAUUUGGACCACAAA
This is a messenger RNA of Suillus subalutaceus, 592 nucleotides long. Its product is annotated as NDUFB9, NADH-ubiquinone oxidoreductase. The transcript has 5 exons. Bases 16 to 342 code for a protein of 108 amino acids. Gene Ontology annotation, biological process: mitochondrial electron transport, NADH to ubiquinone. NCBI's taxonomy places the organism in Eukaryota, Fungi, Basidiomycota, Agaricomycetes, Boletales, Suillaceae. The record is from RefSeq and is a predicted model, not a curated record.